Molecule: messenger RNA, 1260 nt
Organism: Xiphias gladius (swordfish)
Lineage: Eukaryota; Metazoa; Chordata; Actinopteri; Istiophoriformes; Xiphiidae
Product: E3 ubiquitin-protein ligase RFWD3-like
Exons: 8
Biological process (GO): interstrand cross-link repair; double-strand break repair via homologous recombination; protein ubiquitination
Cellular component (GO): nucleus; site of double-strand break
Molecular function (GO): protein binding; ubiquitin protein ligase activity
Source: RefSeq, a predicted model, not a curated record
ACUCCAGUUCAGCUGCUGACAAUAAGAGGACAGAAGCUCAACAUCAGGGCGUCCAGCUGGUCUCUGAAGCCUCAGCGUCCAUCCAGCCGUCUCACGGCGAGGAGACCGAAGGCGACACCUGCACCAUCUGCUUCGAGGCGUGGACGACCGCAGGCGAACACAGACUGUCCGCUCUGCGCUGCGGACACCUCUUCGGCUUCACCUGCAUCCAGCGCUGGCUGAAAGCUCAGGGCCAAGCCGCUAAAUGUCCACAGUGUAACAAGAAAGCGAAGCGUUCAGACAUCGUGCUUCUGUAUGCGCCGAAGCUGAGAGCGCUGGACAACUCUGAGCAAGAGAGCUUAAAGAAGUCUCUGGAGCAGGAGCAGUCCCUGAGGAGGAAGGCUGAACUGGAGUCAGCCCAGUACAAACUCAAACUGCAGGUUGUCACCAACCAAUAUGGACAAGUACAACAAGAGCUGCAGGAGCUGAGGGCUCUGAUGGCCAGGGCUGGUAGAAGCUCAGUACCCUCCUCCUCCUCCUCCUCCUCCUCUUCUUCCUCGGGGUCCACCUCACUCCUGGGUCUGUCUCAGAGGGCCGACGGCUCCAGGACGGCUCAGUACAGCUUCUACAAGGCGGUUUUAGUGUCUCAGGCUGGAGGCUGCAGGGUUUUAUCGUACUGUGAACCACUGAGUUGCCUGCUGGCCUCGCAGCCUUCCCCUCAGCCCACACUGGUGCCCGGUUGUGGGGUGAAGAAGGUGAGUGUGGUGACCAUGAAGGCGAGUCAAUACAUUCCCAUCCACGGCAAACAGAUCAGGGGUCUGUCCUUCAACAGACAGAACGACAGUCUGCUGCUGUCUGCUGCUCUGGACAACACCCUCAAACUGACCAGUCUGCUGACCAACACCGUGGUUCAGACCUAUAAUGCAGGUAAACCAGUGUGGAGCUGCUGCUGGUGCUUGGACAACAGUAACUACGUCUACGCUGGUCUGAGCAACGGCUCGGUGCUCGUGUACGACACCAGAGACACCAGCACACACGUCCAGGAGCUGCAGCCGCUUCGCUCCAGGUGUCCAGUGGCGUCUCUGUGCUAUGUCCCGCGGGCAGCGUCCAGCUCCUUCCCCUGCGGCGGGCUGAUCGCAGGGUCUCUGGAGGGCGGGUGCUUCUGGGAGCAGGUCAGCGAGACCACGUACAGACCGCACGUCCUGCCGCUGGAGACAGGCGGUUGCACCGAUAUCCAGGUGGAGGCGGAGAGCCGUCACUGUCUGGUCACAUACAGGCCAG